This is a messenger RNA of Rhagoletis zephyria (snowberry fruit fly), 1915 nucleotides long. Its product is annotated as lipopolysaccharide-induced tumor necrosis factor-alpha factor homolog. The record is from RefSeq and is a predicted model, not a curated record. NCBI's taxonomy places the organism in Eukaryota, Metazoa, Arthropoda, Insecta, Diptera, Tephritidae. Gene Ontology annotation, molecular function: zinc ion binding.
CGACGAUUGAGUUUUUUUCUAGCAGAUCAGCUGAAGAUAUAUAUUUUGUAGCAGAAGCAGAUUGCCGCGAGUAAACAAGUAAAAUGAAAAGCUGAAACCAAAGCGAAAUGAAAGCGAAGCAUUGCAAAGAAUAAAAUAAUAGGUACUGAAUAAAUCUACAAUAUAAAGUAAAAUUGAAAAAUAAAAUAUAAAAUAAAUAAACACAUACGUAAAUCGCUGGGUAGAAAUCCGAAAUCCGAGCGCGAAUAAGCUUUCGAACUUUGCAACUUCAGUCGCGGUGUGUAAGCGAGUCUGAGCAGAUCGUUGUGGCGUUCAUUCACUUUGUAAACGCGACACUAAAAACGUAGAUUUUUUUAUAUAAAAAAAAAAAUAUAUACAUAUGUGCAUUUGAUUACAAAAUCACAAGUGAAUUGAAUGUGAACAGUGCAGUGAAGCGCGAAGCGAAAUAAACAACAAAAACACGUUUUACGAGUUACUUGGCACAUUUAAUCAGUGACCUUUGAAGGCCUACGCUCUCUAGAAAUACCGACGCACAUACAUACAUAUAUAAACACACGUCUAAAUAAUUUUUUAGCACAGAAAACAAUAAAUCCAAAUGGAUCAAAAACGCGCUAUGCUCUAUCCGGAUAUCGAUCCUGCACACAAUGCUGCCACUCAUGGUCAUCGCAUAUCUGCCUCUGCUGCCAUGGGCUUGCCAGCUGAGGCGCCUCCUUCAUAUGACUUUGCUAUAGCAUCCACUUCCACACCUACGCCGACGCCAACUGUGUCAAACACUAAAGGAGGAGCAGGCAGUGGUGCGCUGGGUUGGACACCUAGCGCACCGGCGGUGACCACACCUGAACCACAAGCGCCAUCGUCUCAGCCAUUACCACACGAUGGCCAGACAAGGCCUGUGAUUGUGGUACAACCACUGCCUCAACAACAAACACAAUCACCAACAACACAAGUAGGCAAUAUUCCAACGCGCAUGAAAUUAGGUCCCAAUCCAUGUGCGGUCAUCUGUCCCGUCUGCGGUGCCAACAAAACGACGCGAAUGGUUUUCACACCCAACACACGAACGCAUAUUUGUGCGGGAAUACUAUGCUUGGCCGGUUUCUGUUGUUGUGCUUGUUUGGUGCCCUAUUGCAUGAACAGCUGUCGGACUGGCAAUCAUUAUUGCUCACAAUGCAACACGUUUCUUGGAGUUUAUAAUCCACGGAAAGUAUGAAAGUGAUGGACUUUUCCAUACAUAUACACAUAUUUAUAUGUAUUUACGUAUGUACAUAUGUAUGUAUGCAUGUGUAUGAAAUGAAGUAGUGCUUAAAAAGUUGUAUAACUUUUAUUAAAGAAAUUUAAUUUUUAUUUUUUUUUUUGGGAAAAUAUAAUUCGCAUACUAUAUAUAUUUAUGUAUGUACUAUGAUUAUGUUUAUUAUAUGUGCAUAUGUACACCUAAAUAGAUGGAUGCAUGUGUGUAUAGGAAAUAUGUAUGUAUCAUGGAUUUUCGCUUUUAAUUUAGCAAUGUAAUGUUUUGCUUGCUUUAUGUAAACAAUUUCUGCACAUGCGCCGCUCUUGUGCAACCACAUGCAAGUACAUACAAAUGUACAUAUCGCUAGCUUAGAGAAAAAAGUUGCUAAGUCCACUUUAUAUUCCUUGUGACUUGUCACUUGGAAUAACAAAUGUACAUAGCUGAAUCUAAACGGUUGGAAAUUAAAUAGUUAAACUCUGAUUAUGGCAACUUAACUUAACUUAACCUAAGUUAGAACUUAGAAAAUCAAAAUUAAAUAGACUUCGACGUGGCAUUAAGUUACUUUAAGUUCCGCCUGUCCAAAUGUUAUCAACAUGCAUUUAAUAGAAUAUCUGAGUUACGUUAAGUUUCCAUAAUCAAACCUUUAGCAUUUUUAUUGUUCUUGCUUUUGCAUCAAAAUAUACAAUAAUA